ACUACCUCCAGCACUAGCUCCGCCCAAAUCUUCAACACCACCGAUCCGUUCUCCAAAUCUUCCUUCCUCCACAGAUCCGUUCUCCAAAUCUCCAAAUCCGCAGGGCCGCCGACGCAUCCUACGCCGGAUCCAAACGCGCCUCAUCCCCCUCCUCCUCUUCCUCCAGGCACCUCACAGACUUCUGAGAAAAUUCCUCCAUGGCCGCCGCGGUCGACGCGCUCGUGCAGCUCGCCGUCCUGGCCGCGCUGUGCUUCCUCCUGAUCCCACAACUCAACCUCCUCCUCCUCUCUCUAUCCACCCUGAUCCACCCAGCCACCCCAUACCUCUCCGCCACCGCCAUCGCGGGCGCCGCGGCGGCCCUGGAGGCGUGCGCCCUCUGUUGGGCCCUCCUGCAACGCCAAGCGCGCCGGUGUGGGAAGCCGCGCUGUCGGGGGCUCAGGAAGGCCGUGGAGUUCGACAUCCAGCUCGAGACGGAGGAGUGCGUGCGCGGCCGGACCAGCCUCGCCGCCUGUCCUGCCGCCUGUCCGGGCACUUCUUCUCCGUCUACGACAGCCGCAGCGGCAAGAACGGCGAGCGUCGAUGCGGCAAGGACGGCGACACGGAGCUCCGACCGGCUGUGGAGGAAGACGUUUGGGACCCGAUUGCAUUUUUAUUUUCUUUUUAGGGUGGUCGCUGUAAUUAUCCUGCGAGUUGUAAUAUGA
Molecule: messenger RNA, 701 nt
Organism: Lolium perenne
Lineage: Eukaryota; Viridiplantae; Streptophyta; Magnoliopsida; Poales; Poaceae
Source: RefSeq, a predicted model, not a curated record